This is a messenger RNA of Ostrinia furnacalis (Asian corn borer), 1907 nucleotides long. RefSeq names its product zinc finger protein 761. The record is from RefSeq and is a predicted model, not a curated record. Gene Ontology annotation, biological process: positive regulation of transcription by RNA polymerase II. NCBI's taxonomy places the organism in Eukaryota, Metazoa, Arthropoda, Insecta, Lepidoptera, Crambidae. Bases 121 to 1770 code for a protein of 549 amino acids. The transcript is spliced from 4 exons. Gene Ontology annotation, cellular component: nucleus.
GGCUACAAAAAAAAUACAAUUUGAGGCUUGUGCGAGUCGAUUGAUUUUUGGCCUUUUUGUUCUUUUUAUUGUGAAACUACACUUUCAAUGCCGAUAAAGUAACAAAUUUAACCAUUAACUAUGGAUCAACCGGACACAUCCCAAGAAACCGAUGCACAGGAUUGUAUGAUCCUCCAAGUGCCUGCCAUAGAAGAACCCAUAGAUUCUGAUAACCAAGACCCGAUGUUGAAAGAGAACGUCAUGAACAUGUUCACGAGUGUCUGGGUGAAGGUCGAGAUGGAAGAAGAAGCCCCGAGCAAUAUCGUCGUUGAACCUGAUAUCACCCACUUCAGAGAAUCAACAAGAAAGAAACAAAAACCACUAUUGAAAUGUGACGUGUGUGAUUAUACUACAACGUACAAAAACUGCUUGAAGCUCCACAAACUGGGUCACGGAGGAGUGAAGCCAAACUCUUGCGAACUCUGCGACUACAGCACAAAAUAUCCUACAGCGUUGAACAGGCAUAUGGCUAUAAAACACCAAUCGGAAGAGCAGUUGAGCAAAAUGAGGUCGUCACCAAAUUAUAAAUGUGGCACCUGUGACUAUACUACUUAUUACAAAUGGAACCUGAACGCUCAUAUGCGAAAGCAUAAAGAUAACAAACAGUUUCAAUGCAGUGAAUGUGAUUAUACUACAGCGUACAGGCAUAACUUUCUUAAACACAGUAAAACGCACAACGAUAAUAUGGUUUAUAAAUGCGAUAAGUGUCCAUUUGUGACGAAAUAUGAUGGCCACAUCACUAGGCAUAUGGCCAAAAUACACAAUGAGGUUUCGGACAAAGCAAACAAGUGUGAAUAUUGCGAUUUUUCAACUAAGGUAAAUUGGAGGUUGACCGCUCAUAAGGUUAGAAGUAAACAAAAAGAGAUGUUGAAAUGCGAGUCAUGCGAUUUCGAAACUUAUUUCAUGUGCGAAAACAAAAAACAUAAAAGGACUCACACAAAAGUGUAUAAAAAGAACCAAAUACCUCUAGAAAUGGAAGACCAACCAACCGAUUCAAUAACUACCACAAAUAAAGAAUUUCAGUUCCUGAANUUCCUGAAGGAAGAAAAUGAAAAAGCAAAAGAAAAAGAUCAUGCAACACAUAAUUAUAUGCUAGAUGGGUUCGUAGAAUGGAAGAACAUUCAAGUUUUAGAAUCUGAGAACAAGGAUCGACCGUUUCUAUGCCAUAUGUGUAACUACACAUCGCGUUUCAAAGCGUCAGUCCAAAGACACUUUCAGAGACACCACACAAGCUCCCAGAUUCGUCCGUACAAAUGUGUUAAUUGUGACUUUGCAACGAAAACUAAAGAUCAGAUAGCGUUGCACAAUAAACGAAGCGAAUCUAAAGUCCCUAUGAGCUGUAAUUUAUGCCAGUUCACAACAAACUACAAGUGUCAAUACGUUAUGCAUCAGAAGUCUCACUACGAGUACAAGUGUACGAAGUGUGAGUAUAUUUGUAAGCAUAAAUAUGAGAUGCAGAAACAUGUUACAGCGGUACACCUCGGUGACGGUUUCAAAUGUCAGUAUUGCGGUUAUUUAGCUACAAGGAAAGAGAAUUUGCUCUCUCAUGAGACAACCCACACUGGGGUCAAACCGUUCCAUUGUACGGUGCCUCAGUGUGGGUAUAGAUCUAUAAGGAAGACGUUGCUUCGUAACCACAUGGCCCGUUUUCAUGGAGAUAUAAAAGACGAUGUUAAGAUUGUCAGCGAUAACAAGAUUCAGGCACUAAAAUUGCAUAUCGAACAUUUAUAAUAAGUUUUUGUGUUUAUUAACAUUGAUACUGUCUAGUAUUAACAUAGAUACCCUGCUGUCUACACUUUUUGUCGGCCGAUAGUUGGGUCGGUCGGGCUGUUAAUCAGUCAGUAUGAACAUGUAUGGAAGUACGCACA